AUGAGGUUAACAACAGACCUGAUCAACAACUCCCUCUCCUUCAUCAACUGUCUCACGGAGCGCGAACUCGAUCUACGAGGUGCGUGCCACAAGAUCUCCGCCAUUGAGAACAUGGGCGCUGCACGCGACAACGACGCAAUCGACCUCACCGACAACGACAUCGCGCUACUCGGCAACUUCCCGCUCCAGCCCCGCCUGCGGACGCUCUUCCUCGCCCAGAACCGCAUCUCGAAUAUCCAGGCGAAUCUCUCGUCGAGCAUACCAAACCUCACAACGCUGGUCCUGACUAAAAACCGGCUGACAGAGCUGGCGGACCUGGAUCCCCUGGGCGGAUUCAAGAAGCUGGUGUAUCUGACAUUGAUGGGGAAUCCGGUGACGAGCAAGGAGAACUACCGGUACUGGGUCAUCUGGCGUUGCCCCUCGGUGCGCUACCUCGACUUCGCCAAAGUGCGCGACGCUGAGCGCAAGAAGGCGAAGGAGCUCUUCGGCACAGCCGAGGACCCUACGGAGCUCGCGAGCAAGAUCAUGGGCAUGAAGUCCAAAGGAUUUGUCGUCUCGACCUUCACGAACGGCGGCGAUACCCCGACUAAAGAGCGCAUUUGGACGGAGGAGGAGAAGAGCCGGAUGCGCGCUGCUAUCAAAGCGGCAGGCAGCCUUGCGGAGAUGGCGAAGCUGGAGAAGGACUUCGCGGAGGGACGAAUACCGGCGCAUAUUCUGGAGGGGGGAGACGCGAUGGAAACAUGA
Messenger RNA from Trematosphaeria pertusa, 744 nucleotides. RefSeq names its product U2-associated snRNP A. NCBI's taxonomy places the organism in Eukaryota, Fungi, Ascomycota, Dothideomycetes, Pleosporales, Trematosphaeriaceae. The transcript is spliced from 4 exons. Gene Ontology annotation, molecular function: protein binding; U2 snRNA binding. Gene Ontology annotation, cellular component: U2 snRNP. The coding region runs from base 1 to 744 and encodes 247 amino acids. Gene Ontology annotation, biological process: mRNA splicing, via spliceosome. The record is from RefSeq and is a predicted model, not a curated record.